Hansenula ciferrii is the source of this 1401-nucleotide messenger RNA. It is a transcript of the gene FMO1, whose product is annotated as dimethylaniline monooxygenase. NCBI's taxonomy places the organism in Eukaryota, Fungi, Ascomycota, Saccharomycetes, Phaffomycetales, Wickerhamomycetaceae. The record is from RefSeq and is a predicted model, not a curated record. The coding region runs from base 1 to 1401 and encodes 466 amino acids. The transcript has a single exon. Gene Ontology annotation, molecular function: N,N-dimethylaniline monooxygenase activity; NADP binding; flavin adenine dinucleotide binding.
AUGGUCAAGAAGUAUUCAAGAAUAGCAAUCAUUGGAGGUGGUCCAACAGGGUUAGCAACUGCAAAGGCAUUAGGUGUUGAAGGUUUCCCUCAGAUUGAUUUAUUUGAAAGAAAAGAUCAAGUUGGUGGACUUUGGAAUUAUAAUGGUGAAUUAAAGACAAAAUGGGAAACAAAUAUUCCAAAUGUGCAUUAUAAAGAUGAAGACAAGUAUAUUGGUGAUGCUGUUGAUGAAUUUCAACAAAUUAAAGAAGUACCAAGUCCAAUGUAUAAACAUUUAGAAACCAAUCUUUUCAAAGAAAUGAUGGCAUUUAAAGAUUUUCCUUUUCCUAAAGAACUUGAGAGCUAUCCAACAAGACAAGAAGUUAUCAAAUAUCUUGAAAAUUACUCCAAAACUAUUUCAAAAGAUGUUAAAUUCAAUUUGAAUUCAAAUGUUGAAAGUGUUGAAAAAAAAGCUGAUAUUUGGGAAGUUAAAGUUUCAAUUAAUGGGUCUGAAGUUGAAACUAGGAAGUAUGAUGCAGUUGUUUUAGCGAAUGGUCAUUAUAAUCAUCCAUUCAUCCCAGAUACCAAAGGAAUUAAAGAAUGGAAUGCCAAAUAUCCAAAAUCAAUAAUUCAUUGUAAAUAUUUUGAUGAUUGUUUACCAUUUAAAAACAAAAGAGUCAUUGUUGUAGGUAAUUCUGCUUCAGGAGUAGAUGUCGCUAUUCAAUUAACUACAUCAGCUUCUAAAGUGCUCAAUUCUGUUAGAAAGAAGGCAGAAAUUGCAGACUUAAAAUGCAAAUCGAUUGAAGAAAUUGAUGAAAUCAUUGAAUAUGAUUAUGAAAAUAAAACUAUUAAGACUAUAAAUGGUGAUAUUUUUAAAGAUAUAGAUCAUAUUAUUUAUUGUACGGGUUAUUUAUAUUCAUUCCCUUUUUUGAAAAGUUAUUUGGAAGGUAAAGAUGCCUUACUAACAGAUGGUCAAAGAGUUAGAAAUCUUUACAAACAAUUAUUUUAUAUUCCAGAUCCAAGUCUUGUAUUUGUUGGAAUACCAGCUAACGUUGUUAUAUUCCCAUUUUCUGAAAAUCAAGCAGCUUUUGUUGCUAGAGGAUUAUCAGGAAGAUUAAAGUUCCCAAGUGAAAAGGAACAAAGAGAUGAAGAAUCAGAAAGAUUGAAAAUUAAAGGUGAUGUAAAAUCUUUCCAUUUCUUACCACCACCUGAAGAUUCACAAUAUUGUCAUGAUUUACAAAAAACUAUAGAUGAACAAGGGUUAAAAGAUGGAUUUGAAGGAAUUAUAUGGGAUGAAACAAAACUUGAAAUGAGAAGACAAGUUGGUCCUAGAAAAGCUCAAAGAUACUUAGAUGUUGUUGAGCAUGUUAAUGGAUUGAUUGCUAAAGGAGAACCUUUUAGGUUACUAAGGGAAAAAAUAUGA